AGGUUAUCAAACGUGAAAUAAUAUUAAAUGUUUUGGAAAUAGUUGUGUAACUCAGCUGAUUGAUAGUGGAACUGUUGUAAAAAUACUAGAGACUUUUUACGUAGAAACAAGGAUGCCAAUCGGUUGAAGCUACUAAUUUUAAAUUUUGUACAUGUCUUCUCGACCCCAGUAAACUCAUAUAAUGUACUGACACCAAACAAAUAUAAUUAAUUUAUAAAUAAACAAUCGUUCUGAUAAGAAGAUACUUUAUCACUUAUAAGAGCGUACAUACAUCGACGAAAGUUUAUUUAAUUGGAACCAGAUCUAAUAAUAAUUAACCGCAAUGUUCCCGAAAAUAGUUAGAUUGAAUUGUUUCAACGAUUUUAAAAUGUUAAAAAGAAGUUUAAGAAAUCGACCGGACUUUACGAAGAAUAGAUAUAAAAUACCAAGAGGAAACUACAAUUAUUUACACGACGAUCACAUUAAGUAUUUUCGAAAUUUGCUGGGCGAUGAAAGAUUGAUAAUGGACCUGUCGGAUUUAGAAAGAUACAACGUGGAUUGGUACAAGCAGGUCAGAGGUUGCAGCACAGUGGUUUUAAAACCGAAAACAACCGACGAAAUUUCCAAAAUUUUAUCGUUCUGUAACAAGGAAAACCUGGCUAUUUGCACCCAAGGAGGAAAUACCGGGGUCGUUGGAGGAUGUGUACCCGUCUUUGACGAAAUCGUCAUUUCAACAGAGUUAUUGAAUGAAAUCAUUAGUUUCGAUGAAAAUUCAGGAAUUUUAACUAGUCAAUCGGGAUGUAUUUUACAAAAUCUGGAUAACUUUUUGGCUGAGAAAAAUUUCAUGGUACCUUUAGAUCUCGGAGCAAAAGGAACCUGCCAGAUUGGAGGAAACGUAUCGACAAACGCAGGUGGAAUGAGGCUGUUGAGGUAUGGAAAUAUGCACGGGAAUGUUCUAGGACUCGAGGCGGUUUUAGCAAAUGGAGAGAUAAUAGACUGUUUAAGUACGUUGAAAAAGGAUAACACGGGUUAUCACUUGAAACAUUUAUUUAUUGGAUCCGAAGGUACUCUAGGUGUUAUUACCAAAGUGUCCAUACAGUGCCCUACACGACCAAAAUUUAGAAAUGUAGCUUUAUUAGGUUUGCAGAAUUACGAUAAAGUAUUAAAAACGUACAGGCUGGUCAAGCACUCUUUGGCAGAAAUAUUAUCUGCUAUAGAAGUAAUGGAUGCUGGAUUUAUGGAAUUCGUUAAAGACAAAAAUAAUAAAAAAUUACCCAUAGACGAUUAUCCAUUUUACCUGAUGUUAGAAACAACGGGCAGCAAUGAGAGCCAUGAUCAAGAAAAAUUGAAUAAACUAUUCGAAGAAGUUAUUCAAAAAGGUCUGGUUCUGAACGGGACGGUAGCAAGCGAUGCUAAGAAGGUGGAGGAAAUAUGGUCCAUAAGAGAUACUAUAUCAGAUGGUAUCAAAGAAUGCAAAGCAGUGCUUUUGUACGAUAUUUCUUUACCAUUGGUGCAUUAUUAUCGCAUUAUCGAGGAUAUUAGAGAGUACUUGGGUAAUAAAUGUUUAACUGUUUUCGGUUACGGACAUAUAGGCGAUGGAAAUUUACAUAUAACAAUCCAGCUGGAUAAUUAUGAUAACCAGUUGAAAGAGGAUGUGGAAAAUUACGUUUUGGAAAGAACUUUGGCAUAUGAAGGUAGUGUAAGCGCGGAACACGGGCUUGGUUUCAUGAAAGCUCACUAUUUAGAUAAAAUAAAAGCCAAAAAUACGCUUAAUUUAAUGAAAAAUAUAAAGGAAAUGAUGGAUCCGAAGGGUAUAUUAAAUCCUUAUAAAGUCAUCCAAAAACAACAUUAAAUUUAAUCAUAAAACUCCUUAAUUUUAAAAUAUCCCUAUAUUAAUAUUUAUUUGUAAUACUAGAAGCAUUCCAUUUUAUCAGUGAAAUGAAAUUGCAAUUCUGCUUAAUAGAGAACGAUUUUUCAACUGAACCUUGUAAAC
This is a messenger RNA of Phyllotreta striolata, 1972 nucleotides long. NCBI's taxonomy places the organism in Eukaryota, Metazoa, Arthropoda, Insecta, Coleoptera, Chrysomelidae. The record is from the annotation of a GenBank genome assembly.